AUGCGUCGAACUCUUGCAUUCGCGCUUCUCGUAGCGCUAUCAAACGCCGCCGCGAUCCAACCACGAGCUUCAAAAGAGCCUCUGUACCAGAUUGAGCUCGCACCCGGCGACGUGCGCACUGUCACCGAGGAAGAGAAAUGGGCAUUGAAGGCUGAAAAUGAACACUUCAUCGACAUCACAGAUCUCGAUGAUGAACCUAUCUCUAAGCGUCAAGUCGCCAGUUUCCCCGCCGCUGUCGCGCAAACAACCGCCGUGAAUGCUCUCCUACCCAAGCUGAGCCAGUCGCGAAUGCAAACGGCGCUCACCGGCCUCUCUACAUUCCAAAAUCGAUACUACACUUCGACUUACGGACAGCAGUCCGCCGAGUGGUUGCUGGGACAAGUUCAAUCCAUCAUCUCGGCGAGUGGCGCUUCCGGUGUCAACGUCACAACCUUUGCGCAUUCUUUCAGACAGCCGAGCAUCAUCGCCACUAUCCCUGGAAAGAGCACCAAGACAAUCGUCGUCGGUGCUCAUCAGGAUUCUGUCAACCUUCAGAACCGAGCUUCGGGCCGUGCCCCUGGUGCUGACGAUGAUGGGUCGGGUAGCAUCACUAUUCUUGAAGCUUUCCGCGUUCUCUUGACAGACUCUCGCAUUGCGUCUGGCCAGGCGGCCAACACCAUAGAGUUCCAUUGGUACGCUGGUGAAGAGGCUGGUCUGCUUGGCAGCGGCGCCGUCUUCCAACAAUAUUCCCGUCAGGGCCGAGAUGUCAAGGCGAUGCUCAACCAGGACAUGACUGGCUACAUCAAGCCCGGCACGAAGGAAGUCAUCGGCCUCAUCACCGAUAACGUUGACGCCUCAUUGACAGCGUUUCUCAGGAAGGUCAUCGCGGCUUAUACGUCCCUUACUACCGCGGAUUCCGUGUGCGGCUAUGGAUGCUCUGACCACGCGUCCGCAACCAGGGUAGGCUACCCUUCAGCGUUUGCGUUCGAGUCCACGUUUGAGGAUAGCAGCCCCUACAUUCACACUGCUCAAGACACGCUCAGCACGGUCAACUUUGCUCAUGUCCAGCAAUUUGCGCAGAUGGUGAUAGGGUUUGCUUACGAGCUCGGAUUUGCAACGCUGUGA
This is a messenger RNA of Ilyonectria robusta, 1104 nucleotides long. RefSeq lists its product as uncharacterized. The transcript is spliced from 4 exons. The record is from RefSeq and is a predicted model, not a curated record. Gene Ontology annotation, molecular function: metalloexopeptidase activity. Lineage: Eukaryota; Fungi; Ascomycota; Sordariomycetes; Hypocreales; Nectriaceae. Gene Ontology annotation, biological process: proteolysis. The coding region runs from base 1 to 1104 and encodes 367 amino acids.